UUGACAUCUGUCAUCUGUGAUUUCAUGGAUUUCUGUCCGUCUGAAAUCCGAAAAAUAACAAAAACUUUGCAUAGAAUUUGCACAGCUGAUUUUUGUUGGUGUUUAGGAGUGUCGGCCCAAUCUAAACUUUCAAAUACUUGCCAGUUGCCAUAGUAUUGAGCACGCAAUACAAAAUUAAAAAGUUCGAGAGUAGUCCUAAUCGUAGUAUUGUUGUUUUGCCGAUUGUUAUCGACAACGUAAAAUAAAACGCAGUAUAAAGUUCCCGUUACGAUGGCUCUAACAAACGUUUUACUCCUGAGCCAGAUCGCAGGCUACGUGAUAGGUCUCAUUCUGUCACUAUGCAUAAUCGUGCCAAUGGGCAUGCAUCAGGAUGAAUUCAGCGGCCACUGCCUGCUGUUCUCCAAGGGAGUGUGGCAGGAGGAAGAUGGCCAGCUGCUGGUGUCGUGGGCCUCUAGCUCCUAUUGCAGCUAUGUCAUUGCAGUUGGGGUGCUGAUGUUUCUGAUUUGCUUAUUACAGAUAUACAGGCUCUCAAUGUUCAUGUACCGUGGCAUAGACAGCUCUUUCCUGUCGGCUUUUAUCGAAGCGGUGGGAUGCUCUGUGAUGUGCGUGCUGGCGGUGUCGGCUGCCUUGCUGGUCACACUCGGCUUCAUGACAUGGUGCCAGAACAUAGUGGAACGCUUCCCAAGUUGUGAAGAUGCAACAGGCCAGGACAUAGACAAGAAAGACAAAAUAUCUACACAUGGAUUCUACAUUGAGCUAGGCACGGCACAGUUUGGUGCUUGGGGAGCGUUCGCGACGUGCGUGGGUCUGGCGGUGUUCGCGGUGCUCAAGGUGUGCCGCUACCACCAGCUGCAGAACAUCCAGGUGUCCAUGUACCGCGAGCGGCAGCGCCUCGUGCGCGAGGGCGGCUCCACCCCGCCGCUGCUGGCGCACAACUGAGCCGAACCUGCUGCGUGUUGGUAACAUGUGCGGCUACCCUCGGUCGAACACUCUCGGUCAUUGAUCCCUACUAACUGGAUAGCUGAUACUACAGUUUGCCAUCAUUAUAGUACCUAGUGGCGCUGACUGCUUCCCACUCUGGGUCUAUAUUUUCAAACAUUUUCGGUAAGCAUUCAGUUAAUAUUCUUGAUGGUCAAAACUUUUUGGUAAUAGCUAGCUUAGUUUAUUUAGCUAAAGUGUUUUUCAGAUAGCAUUGGUACGGUGAUUGUCGCCUGUAUGACGUUCAUAAUACUUAGAGUGAAAUGAACUGUCACCCGCACCAUCCUACCUGAAAUGAACUGUAGCACUAUUUAGCUAGUUUGGCAUCUACAAUUAACAUAGUAUUUAUAACAGUUAUUUGGCAACUAUCCUACAUAUUAAAUUGAAUUUUUGUUCCAAAUUUAGCAUUGUUACAAAGGUAAGCUAUUUGGAAACUACCUCCAAUUUAACAUUGAAUGGAUUCUCUGGUCAAGAUUCCCAGUGACCUUUUUUCAAAUGAGCUACAGAUUGACUGAUAACUAUUGAGUAUUUAAGGGAUUCAGAAAUAUGUUGACAACAAUUUCAGAUCUAACCAUUGCAUACCUGUAGAUAUGUAUGCGUAUUGUACUUCAGGCAGCAUUUUCUAUUUAUUUUUUUAAUUAUUACAAUAUAAAGAACACCAUGUACAAACUCGUGGAUUUUUUUUAUCAGAUUAUUGUUUUGCCAGUGUUCUAUGUAAUAUUUUUUAUUUGAAGUAAUUUUGUAAUUUGACCGCUAGCAUUUUGUAAUUGUAACAGAUUAGAAAAAUGAUUAUUGUAAGAUUGUUCUUGUAUAUAGAGUCGUAAAUAAUUUUAUAUGUUAGAACUUACUACAAAUCUAAAAAUAUCAAUAUAAAAACAUUAUUAUAAUAAAUAUAGUACCUAAUAUUGGGCAUAUACCUAUUUAUUAAGUUAACCAUAGAUUUAAGUGUGUAUGUUAAAUUUAAAAAUGAUUUUCUGACCAUAAAAUAUUAUAUGAAGUUAAUUUUUGGUUUAAAUUGGCAAAAUUAUAAAUAUGUAACAACAUAUUUUAUAAAUGUGUGGGUUUGUUGUUCAUUACCAAUUUUUGACUCAAUUGCUGAACCAAUAAUUAUUAUAAUGGUAGGCGUCCACAGAACGCAUCGCAUCAAACGGAUUUUAGUAUUCUUUGUAUAGAAAGUUAUUCAAGUGCGUCCACUGAUCCACAUCAUACAGAUUUUAUCAUUCGUAAAAUUAAAAAUCCCUUUGAUGCGAUGCAGAAAGUUAGUUGAUACACUAUAUGUCCUUAGUAAAAAUCUGUUUUGUGAAAACAGACAAAGUUUACCUCAGAAAUAAAAUUAUUUUCUCGGGAUCUUUAAAAUCUACUAGUAGGUAUAAUCUAUAUAACAAUGACUAGUCAAAUUUCUUGUACAGUAAAAGUUAUUUUCGGCACUUCUGAUAAAAAUUGGUUUUUGUAGACUUUUUCAACUACCAUUUAAUUGUCAGAAACUGACAUAAGACCCAUCUCGUGGCGCACAUGACAUCUUGGGCCCAUUGCAGUUACAAAUAAAGCUCAAAACUAUUCUACCUGGCUAGAGAGUAGGAAUGUGAUUUAUUUUUCAAAAAAAUAUCUUGAGCCAAUCUGAAAUUUGUAUUACAUUAAAGGAGAAAGACAAAUUACAAAGACAAAACUUGUAAAUAAGCAAUCCGACACAUAUCUGAAGGUAUAGAAAUCGGUCCAAGUAUUUCAUGUGGGUUAUAGUGAUUUUAAUUAUAUGUAUUUCCCAUUUAUAGAUCUUCACACAAAAUUACUUUUUGUUUUUCAAGAAAAAAUUUAAUUAAAUUGUGAUAUUUUAGAGACUAGUUUGUACAAAAAAUAAUGUAUUUAUCUAUUUCAUAGUUAAAUUAAACUAUAGUUGAUAUUAUUUUGGAUAGACAGACUUUAUGAUGUUAUUAUAAUUUACCUGUUUGUGUUCUCACAUAGACAAGUAGAGUUUAUGGUAAAGUUUUAAUUUCGAUAAGGACAUAUUUGGACGAUUUAGUAAACUAACCUUAGGGGUUUUCAUAAUAACGAACUAGGUAAACGGCUCAUCUAAUGAAAUAAUAUUAUAUAAUUCACAUUUGAAGGUAGUUAGUUUGAAAUUGCAGAAAUUAGCAAUACUAACAUUGUAGUGACAUCUAGUGGUCAUUCGCUUUGACGUUAAAAUCGUUCAGUCGUAACGUACUUUGUGACGUCAUUUAUUGAUAAAAAAUAUUGUUUAUUGUCAAGGUUCUCGUCACAAAUUACCAUGUGCAAUCAUUGUGUAAUCUAAUUAAGGCCUCCCUUCUGUGUCAUAAGGAUCUCGUAAUAAACUUAAUUUUAAGAUUUUUAUUAUUUAUAUUUGUAUCCAAAUGUUAACGCAAAUGUAUUUCAAAUAAGUUAUAAAAAUAAAAUAUCUGAGAUAUUCA
Molecule: messenger RNA, 3401 nt
Organism: Bicyclus anynana (squinting bush brown)
Lineage: Eukaryota; Metazoa; Arthropoda; Insecta; Lepidoptera; Nymphalidae
Product: transmembrane protein 179
Exons: 5
Coding region: 271-939 (222 amino acids)
Source: RefSeq, a predicted model, not a curated record